GAUUUAACGACCAAAAUUUAUUGUUUUUUCGUGUUUUCUUGUAAAUUUGAGUGAAAAUCAGUGAAUUUAAGGCAGAAAAUGUCCUGUAAUUACGCCGAAGGACUUUCGGAUUACGAUAACAAAGGAGUUUUGGGGAUUCCAGAGCGAUUUGAUGACGAUGAGGAGAUUCAAAAGAAAUGUCGACAAUUAGCGGAUUGGCUUCUCACAGCGAAACGAGUUGUGGUUCACACAGGAGCAGGAAUUAGCACGUCGGCGGGAAUUCCGGAUUUUCGUGGUCCCAAUGGGGUUUGGACUCUCGAAGAAAAAGGCGAAAAGCCUUCCAUGGAUAUUUCCUUUAACGAAGCUGUUCCUACAAAGACUCACAUGGCUCUUAAAUCGCUCAUUCGUGCCGGUUACGUUCACUACAUCGUCACACAAAACAUCGAUGGACUCCAUUUGAAGUCGGGCAUCGAUCGAAAAUACCUCUCAGAGCUCCACGGAAAUUAUUUUCUCGAACAAUGCACGAAAUGCAAGCGACAAUUUGUGCGCGCGACACAAGCUCCAACCGUCGGACAAAAACUCACGGGAAAUUUGUGCCCGGGCACGAAAAGCGCGCGUGCCUGUCGUGGCGGACAAUUAAUUGACAACAUUCUGGAUUGGGAACACGACUUGCCUGACAAAGAUUUGGAUAUGGCGUAUUGGAAUGCGACCUUAGCUGAUGUCAAUAUCACGCUCGGAACGACGCUUCAAAUUGUUCCCGCGGGAUCGCUGCCCUUUCGCAACAAAAAAUAUGGCGGGAAAACGGUGAUUUGUAAUUUGCAGCCAACGAAGCAUGAUAAAAAGGCGGAUUUGGUGAUUGCGACGUAUGUGGAUGCGAUUCUCGAGAAGGUUUGCAAGUUUUUGGGCGUCGAAAUUGAAGAAUAUAAAGUUGAAGAUGAUCCAACGAAAAAAGUGCCAUGUGACAUGGAAUGGACAAUUCCAGCGCAAAAUGUGAAGCAAAUGGAAAAAGAGUACGACGCGAAAAUAAAAGAACUGAAUAAAAAAAGGAAAGCAGGUCUUUUGGGGAAAAAAGAAGAAAAUUGUGAUGAUCUCAAAAAUUUACCGAAAAAGAAGAAAAAAGAGGAAAUUUCUUAAUUUUUUUAAAGGUUUUACAGU
Molecule: messenger RNA, 1134 nt
Organism: Culicoides brevitarsis
Lineage: Eukaryota; Metazoa; Arthropoda; Insecta; Diptera; Ceratopogonidae
Gene: Sirt6
Product: NAD-dependent protein deacetylase Sirt6
Exons: 3
Coding region: 79-1113 (344 amino acids)
Biological process (GO): negative regulation of transcription by RNA polymerase II
Cellular component (GO): nucleus
Molecular function (GO): NAD+ binding; histone H3K9 deacetylase activity, NAD-dependent; transcription corepressor activity
Source: RefSeq, a predicted model, not a curated record